UUAAAAUCUUGAAAUUGCAGAUUUGACAGGAUCAGUUGAAUUCAGACCCUCAGACAGGAUACAGGAUGAAGAUUUUAUUUCUGAUUCUUGCUGCUUCUUCAACCUCUGCUCAGCUCCUGGGAGCAUUUAGGGAGAAGUAUGAGAGUGUAAAAUCCAGGCUUCAGUGUGCUGAAAUGCCGACCAAUGGAACUUGUGCUAUUCUUUUUGAUGAGGAUGACUGCUCUGGAUGGCAGCUGCAUGUAAAUGAAGGAUACACCGAACUACCCAAACAAACCCUUGGCGACAAACUUGGAGGACCGUUAAUUGACAAUCCUAAGAAAAAUGAUGCUGAAGCUGUUCUUGUAAGAAAAGGUUGUAUUCUGGUCGGAUACGAUCAUGAUAGAGAUUCAAUAUUUACUGGACUGGGUAAAGCAGCAGUUGUAGCAGCUGUUGGAGCUCACAAAUACCAGAACUUUGAUGAAGACGGAUAUAAAGACAUAGAUGAAAAGAUCAGCUCCGUAGACUGUGUUUGCUCUGGCUUCUCGUUUAGCGCCAAUCAACCAGCUGCUACUGCUGGUACUCCUAGCACCACUACUACCAGAUCGACCAGUGCUGGAACUACAACAGUUAAAACUGUUGAUAGUACAACUGGUACUAUUAGCGGAGUGGGACAAUCUUUGAAGAAUUUCUUUUCAGGCGGAAAGAAAAACUGAACCUUUCUCGUCCGUCCCCUUCCCAUCUUUCAUUUCAAUGUUUUUCAUGUUAAAUCAGUAAUUAUAUAUUAAUUUGAUAAUUCAAAAAUGAUACAAUUGUAUUUAAAGUGCAAUUCAAAUAAAGAAAAGUUAAAUUGAAAAA
This is a messenger RNA of Eurytemora carolleeae, 834 nucleotides long. RefSeq lists its product as uncharacterized. The coding region runs from base 66 to 692 and encodes 208 amino acids. Lineage: Eukaryota; Metazoa; Arthropoda; Copepoda; Calanoida; Temoridae. The transcript is spliced from 9 exons. The record is from RefSeq and is a predicted model, not a curated record.